Messenger RNA from Sitophilus oryzae (rice weevil), 625 nucleotides. RefSeq lists its product as uncharacterized. Bases 11 to 568 code for a protein of 185 amino acids. NCBI's taxonomy places the organism in Eukaryota, Metazoa, Arthropoda, Insecta, Coleoptera, Curculionidae. The transcript has 3 exons. The record is from RefSeq and is a predicted model, not a curated record.
CGCAAUCGAAAUGGUAGCAAGAACAUCGUUUCCAUUUUUAAGCUACCUUUUGGUAGUUUACGCCUCCUAUGGAAAUAUGAAACCAUCCAGUGCACCAUACAAGAUGAUCAUAAGCAAUAUCGAGACAUGCGACGUAACGGCGAGCAACCCUUCCCAACCUGUCAUAACCUCGAAAAAUGUCGAUUCCGAAGGGCACAAGUCGUUUUCGUUAAAGGGAGACCUCAAUGAGGAGUUUAACGAAAAUACUCAAUACAUAUUUCAAGUAGAUAAAUUCACCAAUGGAGAGUGGAACGAGAACGUCUACAGCGAAGAUGGGAAAAUAGGUGAUGUGAUUAGAACCUACGUAGACAGAAGCUGGAAACGCCUAAAGAAACAUUUCGCCAAUAUGGUAGAAAACUAUUGCGAUGUUAAAAAGGGCCAUUACGAAAUAGUUGACUACCAAGUACCAAAAGAGGAGGUAAACUUUCCGCCAAUGUACGGGAGCUUGAAAGCAACACUGUCUUUACUGAACGAUAAGGAUGAAGUGUUUUUAUGUGUACGCGGUUACCUUGAAGUUACUGAACACUAGUAUCUGGUUAAUAAUAAAUGUUACUUAUAUUUUACCCACUAAUUUGAAUAAAUAUGA